Messenger RNA from Closterium sp. Naga37s-1, 1001 nucleotides. The record is from the annotation of a GenBank genome assembly. Lineage: Eukaryota; Viridiplantae; Streptophyta; Zygnematophyceae; Desmidiales; Closteriaceae.
CGGACAUAGUGUUCAAGUAUCGCCAGAGCGUGACACGGUCGUUUGAGCACAUUCAGGGGGACUACUACAUCGCUCCUACCUUCCUGGACAAAGUCGUCACAUUCAUUGCAAAGAACUACCUCGCUUCCCAGCUCAGCUGCAGGAUCCCACUCAUCCUCGGCAUAUGGGGUGGGAAAGGGCAGGGGAAGACGUUUCAAGUGGAGCUGAUAUUCAAGGCGCUGGGGUUGGAGCCGAUCAUUCUGUCAGCUGGAGAGAUGGAAAGCGAGUGGGCUGGCGAACCUGGGAGGCUCAUUCGCAGCCGCUACCGCGACGCACAUCUCGUCAUCAACAAUAGGGGCAAAAUGAGUGCUUUGAUGAUCAACGACCUCGAUGCCGGGAUUGGCCGAUUCGCGCACACACAGACGACGGUGAACAAUCAGAUGGUGGUGGGCACGCUCAUGAGUCUCUGUGACGACCCCACGCGGGCCAGUGUGGGGCAGGACUGGCGCGAGGGGGACCUGCUGAACCGCGUGCCGAUCAUCGUGACUGGAAAUGACUUCAGUACGCUCUGGGCGCCGUUGAUUCGUGAUGGACGCAUGGAGAAGUUUUACUGGCAGCCCACGAAGGAGGAUAUAGUGAAUAUAGUGUACCGAAUGUACAUUAAAGACGGAUUAUCACUUCAAGAUAUCGAGAGGCUCGUCGACAGGUUUCCAAACCAACCGUUGGACUUCUAUGGUGCCCUUCGUGCGCGCACAUACGAUGAGAAAGUGCUCGAGUGGGUGGAGGCCAACGGAGGGCCAUCCAAGGUGGGAAAGCUGCUGAUCAAGCCGAGGAGAUGGGAUGAUGGCAGCGAUGGCAAGGACACCAGACCCUCCGUCGACCCGCCUGCGCAAACCCUAGAGGAGCUGGUAAGGGCAGGAGAGCAGAUAGAGCACGAGCAGAAGUUGAUGAAUGAAGCUCGGCUGUCGGAUGAGUACAUGAAGAAACAGACGGGUCCAGGGAUCGGGCUCGCGAUGGGUUGA